AUGCAGCUUCGACAAGCGACGUUUGUUCUACCAAAGACUGGUCAACGCUUGAGAGGUCUUGUCAAUUUACGGGGCUCACAUAACGUAACCAGCAAUGAUGAUGAGGAGCGACGAGGGCUUCUUUCCGGGGAAGUCUCCACGAACGGUCAAGACGUUCCAUGGCGGAUUUGGAGACGAGUUUCAGACGCAUGGCGCUGGACGCGUGGUUUUGUCACCUCCGAGCCCGGAAUAGGGGUUUUAAAAUGCAGUCUGGCCUAUCUACUUGGGUCCCUUGCUACUUUCAUUCCCGCGGUUGCGGCAUUUCUGGGUCAUCAAGAUGGCAAGCAUGUGGUGGCUACUGUCACAGUAUAUUUCCAUCCAGCGCGGUCACAAGGCAGCAUGUACAAGGCGCUGAUUUGCGCUCUCUUGGCCUUCCUAUAUGCAGCCUUCAUCUCCCUCACGAGCAUGUGUGUUAGCAUGUUCUUCCAGGAUACGCUCGACAUGCGUGCAGUCGGCCAUGCCGUUGUUCUUAUAGUGUUCUGCGGAGGUGGCUUGGGUUUCAUAGGAUGGACGAAGCAGAGAUUCAGCGAUCCGCUUGUGAACGUCGCUUGUUCCCUUGCUUCGCUUGCGUCGAUCACCGUAUUGACGAAAGAAGGUGCGGUGCAAAGCGGAGAUUUGUCCUUCACCAAGGUCGUCCAGGUCUUGAAGAUGGUCAUCAUGGGCGUCACCGCUGCCAUGGCCGUGUCAUUCUUGAUAUUUCCCAUCUCUGCGCGGAAAAAACUACGCUCGAACCUCGCUACUGUGACUGAAACUCUGGCAAUCAUGCUGGCCCUCAUUACGGACAGUUUUCUGAGUGGCUCUGAGGAGGAGCUUCAGACGGCCGAGUUCCUCGACGCAGCUGAGCGGCAUAAGAAGGCAUAUGCCCAACUCGAUAAGCUUGUCCGAGAGGCAAAGCUUGAGCACUUCGUCGCGGGGACAGAGAAGGAAUACAGGCUAGAAAAGAACUUAGUACGAUGGGUUCAAGAUAUCACACACAAUAUGGGAGGUCUACGCAGUGCUGCUUCGCUGCAAUUUCAACUUUUGAAGCAAUCGACGCUAGCUGAUCCAGUACCUGGGCGCGGUCAAGAAAAUACUCCCAAUGGUAACAACCAUGUGCCAUCGUCAAGCCCGUACUCCUCGCACGGGCAAAGUACACCCCUCGAGUCGAUUGAGGAGAGGCCGGAACAAGAACUUGGAGAAGGAGAAGCAGCCGCAGAAGACGAUCUCCGACCCAAUGAAGACCAGUUUGACCCAAACCUGACUCGAGACGACGAAUCUUCUGUCGAGCAUACCCUUCGUCCCGAAGACUUGUUUGCGCUGUUCAUCAGCCACCUAGGUCCUUCCAUGCGAUCCCUUGCCUUCACCUUAAAAGAGAUUUUCAAAGAGAUCCCUUUUACGCCUCCGCCUGACUAUAAAGUCUCUGUCAACAGUAGGUUCCAUGUUAGUCUUGAUCGCGCUCUAGAACUUUAUCAACAAUCGCGAGAGGAGGCUUUGAAGGUUAUCUAUCGCCAGAAGGAACUUUUAAAGAUACAAACCCUGGAGGUAGAAGCGGAUCUCGAGGAAGUUUCUGCCAGCUGCGGACAUUUCAGUUUCUCACUGCUGGAAUUUGGCGAACAGCUGAAAGACCUGCUGGCUAUCUUAGACGAACUACAACUCGAAGCCGAGGAGAGACCGAAUGGGAGAUCAUGGAAUUGGUUGAAAGUAUGGCGCUGGAGAACAGCCAAAACCCAGAACACGGAGCUUCUGGAUUCUGAACAACCGUUCAUUGGGUCAACGGUAAGAGAAGGAGUGACUACUGUGGCUUCUAACAGUCCUUUUGUUCUGGAAGUUAGGCCGCCCUCUUCAACAAGAAGCCCGAAGAAUCUGCCUGCGAAGGAGCGCCUCAGCUAUCGAAUCUGGAAAUCGCUUGGAGUUUUCCGACGUGAAGACACGAAGUUCGCGAUCAAGGUCGGCACAGGAGCGGCUCUGUACGCCUUGCCGUCCUUUCUCGAAUCCACACGGCCUCUCUAUUCUCAUUGGAGAGGUGAAUGGGGCUUGUUAUCUUAUAUGUUGGUAUGUUCUAUGACCAUUGGAGCAUCCAAUACCACUGGCUAUUCUCGAUUCCUGGGUACAUGCCUAGGAGCGGUCUGUGCCAUUACGGCAUGGUAUGUGACUGAUGGGAACGUGUUUGGACUGGCCAUUCUCGGUCUGAUCAUGGCAAUGUGGACAUCUUAUAUAAUCGUUGUCAUGGGGAAAGGGCCGAUGGGUCGAUUCAUUAUGCUCACCUACAAUCUUUCUGUGCUGUACGCGUACUCUUUGACGCAAAAAGAGGGCAGGGACGAUCAGGAUGAGGGUGGCGACUCUCCCAUCAUCACCGAGAUAACGCUCCAUCGAGUUGCGGCCGUUUUGUCUGGCUGCAUCUGGGGUAUCGUCAUUACGCGGGUCAUUUGGCCUAUUAGCGCGCGCAAGGAGCUCAAGGAUGGCCUGAGUCUGUUAUGGCUUCGUAUGAGUCUGAUCUGGAAGCGCUACCCGUUGUCCCUGCUGGCGAAAGGGGAAAAUUCCAUGGGCUUCAUGAUCCCAAGAGAGAAGCUGGAGAUUGAGCGGUCCCUGUCUCGUCUGGAAGCUCUUCAAGCUGCAGCUCGUGCAGAAUUUGAGCUGAAGAGUGCAUUUCCCGAUGCUGCAUACAGCAAUAUACUCCGUCGCACAAGGAGCAUGGUGGACGCAUUCCACGCCAUGAAUCUAGAGAUGAUCAAAAAUGUGACUGCUUCGGAAGGUGAACUGGCUCUGCUCAACUAUACAGCUCAGGAAAGAGAGCAUCUGUCUGCUCGCAUUAGCCACCUAUUAUCAGUCAUGGCGUCUUCUAUGAAAUUAGAAUAUCCGCUGAUCGACGUACUUCCGAGCAUCGAGCAUGCAAGAGAUCGACUUCUUGCUCGUAUAUUCCGCUAUCGCAAGGAUCCUGAGGCUUCUCGGUUGACAACAGACGAAGACUAUGCCUUGCUCUAUGCCUACAUCCUGGUGACGGGUCUAUUAUCGACUGAGAUUGUGGAAAUUAUGGAAGAGAUUGGUAGACUAUUUGGUGUGCUCAACGAGGAUGUAGUCAAGUUAUUUUACUAG
Messenger RNA from Aspergillus thermomutatus, 3111 nucleotides. Its product is annotated as FUSC family protein. NCBI's taxonomy places the organism in Eukaryota, Fungi, Ascomycota, Eurotiomycetes, Eurotiales, Aspergillaceae. The record is from RefSeq and is a predicted model, not a curated record. The transcript has 5 exons. The coding region runs from base 1 to 3111 and encodes 1036 amino acids.